GGGGGGUCGAGACGCUUAAAGGGACCGGUCCCCAAAGAGGAGAGAUAUUUAAAGGUGCAGGCUGCCGGGCUGUCGCCGGCCAGGGGGGGCCGAGCUCGGCGCGCAGGAGACCUACGUAAAGUGGUAGGUGCUCGGGAGAGCAGGACGCUUUAAGGAGACCAGAGCCAAGCUUGUGAAGAGGCUGGGAUGGGGUGAGAACACGUCCGUUGAAGGCAGGGAUAAAGGAGUCGCUUGUCAAGGGCCCGGCGAGGUCUCCCUCUAAGGAAAAAAGAACAUGCACUCCUGCUCUCCCCCAAUGUCCUUUCUGGCUCCUCCAGGUUCCCUUGACCCCGGACCCCCCUGUUCCCAGGCUAUGGCCCCCAGUGCCCUGUAGACCUGGCGCGACUCCCGUGCUUUCGACCCCUAUUUGGGGCCCUGGGUGGCUACUGGAGGGCCUUGCAGAGGGGCAGAGAAGGCAGGACCAUGGCAUCUAGGGCCUCUGAACCUCCCUCAGGGCGCAGCGUGACGGCGGGCAUCAUCAUUGUUGGAGAUGAGAUCCUCAAGGGACACACUCAGGACACCAACACCUACUUUCUAUGCCGGACACUGCGCUCCCUGGGGGUCCAGGUGUGCCGGGUCUCUGUCGUACCCGACGAGGUGGCCACCAUCGCGGCAGAGGUCACUUCUUUCUCCAGCCGCUUCACCCACGUCCUCACGGCAGGGGGCAUCGGCCCCACUCACGAUGAUGUGACCUUUGAGGCGGUAGCACAGGCCUUCGGGGAUGAGCUCAAGCCGCACCCCGAGCUGGAAGCGGCCAUCCGAGCCCUCGGAGGGAAGGGCUUCGAGAAGCUGUCCGUAGUGCCCUCCUCCGCCCGCCUGCAUUACGGCACAGACCCUCACACGGGCCGGCCCUUCAAGUUCCCACUGGUCUCCGUCCGAAAUGUCUACCUCUUCCCAGGCAUUCCCGAGCUGCUGCGGAGGGUGCUGGAGGGGCUGAAGGGGCUGUUCCGAAACACGGCGGUGCAGUUCCACCUGCGGGAGCUGUACGUGGCCGCCGACGAGGCCUCCAUCGCUCCCGUGCUGGCUGAGGCACAGGCCCACUUUGGGCGCAGGCUCGGCCUGGGCUCCUACCCCGACUGGGGCAGCAACUACUAUCGGGUGAAGCUGUCGCUGGACUCGGAGGAAGAGGGGCCGCUGGAGGAGUGCCUGGCCUACCUGACUGCCCGUCUGCCCCCGGGAUCGCUGGUCCCCUACGUGCCCGACGCCGUGGGGCAGGCCAGGGAGGCUGUCUACCAGCUCGCAGAAUCAGUAAAUGUCAACCGGGUGCCCACUCCUGCCAGCACUGUCCUGGGUACUGCGGACCGAGCUCAACAGGACAGUGUGUUACACACCACGGCCUUCUGGGCCGGCAGUGUAACAAGAAAGGGUCUCCUCUGGGGGGGAAGGUGGCAGGCGCCCUGCAGACCAUUGAGACCGCCCUGGCUCAGUACGACCUCAGCCACCUUUGCGUGGGCUUCAAUGGAGGCAAGGACUGCACGGCCCUCCUGCACCUCUUCCACGCGGCCGUGCAGAGCCCAUCCAGGAGCAGAGAGAACAGUGUGCGAGCUCUCUGGGGAGCAUUGCUCUGCCAAGCCUGUGCGUCCUCCCCUCCCCAGGACACGCCCCGAUACUCAGGAGCCCCUCCAGAUCCUGUACAUCCGCAACAUCUCCCCCUUCCCCGAGCUGGAGCAGUUCCUACAGGACACCAUCAAGAGGUAUAAUCUGCAGGUGCUGGAGGCCGAGGGCCACAUGAAGCAGGCCCUGUGUGAGCUGCAGGCCCGGCACCCCCGGCUGGAGGCCGUCCUGAUGGGCACCCGCCGCACCGACCCCUACUCCUGCAGCCUCCACCCCUUCAGCCCCACGGACCCUGGCUGGCCUGCCUUCGUGCGCGUCAACCCGCUGCUGGUCUGCACUGCCCAGAAUGGCAGCCACUAGCCUCUUACCGAUACUCAAAUUACAACCUACUGAAAUGAAAGAAAGAAUGACCCCAAACCACUGAGUGGUGCGCUCCAAGUGUGACGAAUUCUGUGGU
Molecule: messenger RNA, 2050 nt
Organism: Felis catus (domestic cat)
Lineage: Eukaryota; Metazoa; Chordata; Mammalia; Carnivora; Felidae
Gene: FLAD1
Product: flavin adenine dinucleotide synthetase 1
Exons: 7
Coding region: 463-1953 (496 amino acids)
Biological process (GO): FAD biosynthetic process
Molecular function (GO): FMN adenylyltransferase activity
Source: RefSeq, a predicted model, not a curated record